Messenger RNA from Penicillium subrubescens, 207 nucleotides. RefSeq lists its product as uncharacterized. Bases 1 to 207 code for a protein of 68 amino acids. The transcript has a single exon. NCBI's taxonomy places the organism in Eukaryota, Fungi, Ascomycota, Eurotiomycetes, Eurotiales, Aspergillaceae. The record is from RefSeq and is a predicted model, not a curated record.
AUGGAUAACCAGGAUGAAAACUUCGGCGGCGACGAAGUGUCCUGCUCAGAUUCAGUUGCUCAGACCUCAAUGAACCAUAAGAAUGAUAUUGCAGGAACUGGCGCUUGGUGGCUCGAACGCCCACCUGGCGGAAGCACAGGGAAGCAUCAGAUGGGGACAGCCGUGGGAAAGCCGUUGAAAGGCAAGGAAGACAAUGGCUUUCCUUAG